Molecule: messenger RNA, 1920 nt
Organism: Bemisia tabaci
Lineage: Eukaryota; Metazoa; Arthropoda; Insecta; Hemiptera; Aleyrodidae
Source: RefSeq, a predicted model, not a curated record
AAAAAAAUCGGGCAUAUUUUCACUCGGACAUCCCUUCAUAUCCCUUAUAGAAAGCUUUUUUGGGACGUAUGCGUAGAUAGCUUGAGGAAACUUUUAGCAAGUAACCCCCCCCCCCUUUACUUGCCUGGCCCCUGACUAUGAUGCCAUUUUAUCUGUUGGCCUCCGCGAUCGCGCGCGACCGGUCACUGGUGAACUCUGAUAACUGAUGCUUCUUUCAAAUAUGUACAUAUUUUUUAAUUUUUCACCCAUUUCGAUGUGAACAAAGUGCAGUUUGUGCGAAACUAAUUACACUGCGAGUACGUUUUAACGUUACAAGUCCGGGAAAUUGUGGAAUUUUUGCCUGGCCCCUGACUAUGAUGCCAUUUUAUCUGUUGGCCUCCGCGAUCGCGCGCGACCGGUCACUGGUGAACUCUGAUAACUGAUGCUUCUUUCAAAUAUGUACAUAUUUUUUAAUUUUUCACCCAUUUCGAUGUGAACAAAGUGCAGUUUGUGCGAAACUAAUUACACUGCGAGUACGUUUUAACGUUACAAGUCCGGGAAAUUGUGGAAUUUUUGCGGUUUUUUGCGUUGCUUGUUUUUUAAGUUUGAUGCGGUUUGAGAGCGGAAGACGAGGAUGAGAGUGAUGGGGAACUGAAUAUGAAGAAGAAGAAUAAGGAGAAUCAGAUGAAAGAUGACUGUUACAUGCAUGUUUAAAUUUCUUUUCUUUUCUUUUUUUUUCUAGCCAUCUAGUGUUUUUUCUACUCUAAGUCCCUGUUCCGUCCUUUGAAUGUGAAUAUGAAUUUAAAGUAAAAGUUAUCUUGAAUAUGUUCAAAGAAUUCAUAAAUGUAUUUCAUUUGUUUUCUCACCGAUCUUUAUGCAUAAGAAUGAUAUCUUAUGACAAAGUUUCGAAAUUAACUUUGCAGUGAAUGGAAUGAUUUAUCUAAUGCAGCAGCUCAUAACUGGGGAGGUAUUUUUGCGUAUUUGUGACACUUAUUAUUUCAGAACAAGUUUGUGUAAAUUUAAAAUUUAUAUUAAGACUUUUCCGUUCGAGGACGAGUCAGGAAUCAUAUUCAAGUUUCGCACAACAAACAUCGGCAGAAUGAAGGCAGCCCUGUCUUUCCUCACUUUUUCCCUGAUCUGCACUUUGAUCUAUGGGCUUCCAACCCCAGAAGACGAUACACUCGACUCAUUCAACGUCGACGACGAAUGUGCGGACGGAGGCAACGAAGCGACAAAAGAGGCUUGUAACGGCAAACUCAUCUCCAAAGAUGAACUUUCAAGCUCUAUCAAAAGUAACCUUAACAAGAUUGGCGUCACGGGUAUGGAAAAACCCAAGGACAAGGAGACAGAGAAAGAGAAGGACAAGCAGGAGACAGAGAAGGACAAGCAGGAGACAGAGAAGGAGAAGGACAAGCCGAAGCUGGAGAGACGUACCCACGGGAAGGACGAUAGCAAGAGCAAGGACAUCGACGAGACGAUCCGCGUGCUGAAGGACCUGAAGAACGAGGUGAAGGCGGCCUACAUCGGGACGGUGAAGCUGAGCAAGAAGCUGGACGAGCGGAUCAAGCCGGAGCAAGCCGAGAUGCUGGCCAUCUACCUGCGGCAGCUGAAGAUCGCCACGGACUACAGCGUCGAGAAGAUCGACGACUGCGUCCGGAAGCUCCGCGACGAGAAGAAGGGAGACCGCGAGCGCAUGGGCUACUCCAGCGGCGGAGGCGUUUCGGACACCGUCGCACCAGCCCUCGUCAACGUCUUCAACCAGUACGACAGCGUCUACGAGUUCGUGUCCGACUUGCAGUAGGCUAUCACAUGAGCUGCAGCGGGAUCAUUAUUGAAACGUAUAGACAAAGCGAUAGACGAAGAAGACAUAGGGAGUAGGGGGCGAUCCUAUUGGCUAAAGUGGGUGGUUCCUAUGCACUAAGGGAGAGAACGAUGAACUAC